Hibiscus syriacus is the source of this 456-nucleotide messenger RNA. RefSeq lists its product as uncharacterized. The record is from RefSeq and is a predicted model, not a curated record. The transcript has a single exon. The coding region runs from base 26 to 370 and encodes 114 amino acids. Lineage: Eukaryota; Viridiplantae; Streptophyta; Magnoliopsida; Malvales; Malvaceae.
UUUUCCCCAGAAAAGAGAAAAAGCCAUGGCUGUUUUGAAGAGCUCAUAUAGUUACUCAAAGGUGAACAAAGAAGACCCAGACGAGAUUAUCCAUCGACGAGCUCAGUUCCUGAUAAACAAAGUGCUGGAACAAGCAGAUUCCAGAAGAAAACCAUCGUUCAUACGAAUCAGAUUGAGUAGGCUGAAGCUGAAGAUCGGGAGAAAAUUAAAGAAGCUAAGGAAAGCUGCGAUGGUUAGUGUUCCUGGUUUAAGAAUCGGCGUUUACAAACAGGUUUUGAAUCAGAUGAAAACUUGGACACGUUUGUUUAACCGUGGCCAUGAUGAUCGUGGAACAACCAUUGCCACGUUUCGUCGUCCUUUGCUCACUUAAAAACAUUAUAUACAUACACACACAUGUAUACGAGAAUGAUCGCGUCGUUUUCAUUUUGGAAUAACAAGUUCUUGUUGCUUUUUUUA